Molecule: messenger RNA, 318 nt
Organism: Cooperia oncophora
Lineage: Eukaryota; Metazoa; Nematoda; Chromadorea; Rhabditida; Trichostrongylidae
Source: the annotation of a GenBank genome assembly
AUGGUGGAACGAGUUACGGAACACGAAAGCACUUCAGAGAGUCUAUGCAUUUGUCCGAGAGGAUACACUGGACCUAACUGUCAAUUCGAAGAAUGCACAAGAAGGUCACCAGUCACCUUCUCAGCCAAUGCCAAGACGUUCGUACUUGUAGCUGAAGUUACAAAGCAGAGUCUUGAUGCUGUCAACGGACUCAUUGCUCAGCUAUCCAGUAUCGUCAAAGGCGCCAUCGCUGAUCAUCCCAGUUGGUUUGUGAACUACGUCCUUGUCACUUUCGAUUGUGAGUAUUGUAAUCUGUUAGUGGUACGGAUGUUUUCAUAG